AAAGCCGCCCCCGCGAUCCGCCAAAGAGGGUAUAAAAGUGCCGAAUUCCAUCGGUAAGCCAUCAAGUCUUCAGCAGAGCUCAAGAUGAAGUUCCUAAUUCUCGCCUUCGUAAUGUUUGGUCUGGCCCUCGCGAGGCCCAGUGGUAAUGGUGGUGAUCAGAAAGGUGGCGACCAACCAGAAGGCGAUGGUAAGGAGGGGAUGGACAAAGACCUAAUAAAGGUAGUGGUAAAGUUCUGCGGGGAUGUGCUCAAGGACGAGGGAGAAAAGCGUGAUUUCGCCGCCGACAAGGCGAAGUUACAGAAGGUGUGUUUCGAGCUGCUCGAGAAAAUCCUAGAGAUCAAGGACAACGAGAUGGGUCUUGACAUACCAGAGGGUGACGCGCCGGAGGAUGACCAGCCGGAGGUUGCAGAGCCAGCACUGAGGAUGUUGGGAAAAGGGCCCGAUGGUGAUGGCGGCAACCGGGCGAAAGGAGACCGUCCAGAAGGGGAGAAGAUUGGCAACGAGCUAGUGGAGGGGGUGGCCAAGUUGUGCGCCCAGAUGUUUGUUAAGGAGGAAGGCAAGCGUGACUUCGCGGCCGCUAAGGAGGAGCUCGGGAAAGUGUGUCUCAUGCUUUUCGAGCAGCUUGAGGAGAAUAAGGAGAAGUUGGACGGCAGUUUGGAUGGUGACAAGUCGGAGAGUGACAAGCCGGAGGGUGACGGUCCUAAUGAUGAUGUAACAGAGGAUGUCGCGCCAACGCUGAGGAGGUUGGGUAAAGGGGGGAAUAAGCCCGAGGUUCAGGGAGAGUUCGACCCCGAGGGCGCCCUCAGGGGGAUAUGCAUGAAGAUGAUCGAGCUGGCCGAGCAGGAGGUAGAGAAUGAUGAUGCCAGACGCCAGUUUGACUCCGUCGCCCUGUUUGAGGCGAUGGCCGACGUAUGCAAGUUGCUCCAUUCCGUGGAGGCCCCUGCGGAAUAAUUAUCUUCCACAUUGCGGACCCCCUACGGCGACAACCAGAACGACCGAUCAACCGACUGAUAACCGAUAGUUUAAAAUUUUAAUUGUGAUUAAUAUAAACCUGUAACUGUAACGUGAUGAUUGUGAUUUUCAAAGCAUAGUAUGUUAUAUGGUGAAAUUGAAAUGAUCUAGCAAUAAAAACAACAGCAUUGUU
Messenger RNA from Mya arenaria, 1144 nucleotides. RefSeq lists its product as uncharacterized. The coding region runs from base 85 to 951 and encodes 288 amino acids. The record is from RefSeq and is a predicted model, not a curated record. Lineage: Eukaryota; Metazoa; Mollusca; Bivalvia; Myida; Myidae. The transcript has 6 exons.